AUGGCUACGAUCGCGAAUCAUGGUGGUCGUGGGAACGGCGGAGGCGGUGGUGGUUUCACCGGUUUUCCGGCCGGCCGGAAUGGCUUCGAGCGAGGUGGUUACUCCGGCAGCAACCAAGGCGAUUUCGAUGCGCCUGGUGGUCGUGCUGGCGACUACUCUGACUUCGGGUACGGAGGUGGCCGUGGUGGCCACGGUUAUGACGAUGGUCGUGGCGGCUACGAUGAUGGCCACGGCACUGGCUACAGGGCAGUCGAGGUGGCGGCGGCGGCUACGAUAGUCGGGGGGGUGGUGGCUAUGAUGGCGGCGGUUUCCACCCUGGCCGAGGGGAUUCAAACUACAACGACCGUAAUGGCGGAGGUGGCACUGGCUACCAUAGCAAGCGCUGGUAUGAGUUCUGCGGGGGUCGUGGUGUUGGCAGACGUGGCCGUGGUGCGUCCACGGGCCGUGGUCGUGGCCGCGGAUCGGCUGUUGGUGCAAAAGGACAGACGGUAA
Molecule: messenger RNA, 492 nt
Organism: Brachypodium distachyon (stiff brome)
Lineage: Eukaryota; Viridiplantae; Streptophyta; Magnoliopsida; Poales; Poaceae
Product: POU domain, class 4, transcription factor 1
Exons: 1
Coding region: 1-492 (163 amino acids)
Source: RefSeq, a predicted model, not a curated record